Molecule: messenger RNA, 608 nt
Organism: Gryllus bimaculatus (two-spotted cricket)
Lineage: Eukaryota; Metazoa; Arthropoda; Insecta; Orthoptera; Gryllidae
Source: the annotation of a GenBank genome assembly
UUUUGGCUUUUUUAAAAUCUUCCUUCUGACACAAACUUUAGAGCGUCAAAAUUAUUCAUCUCUUAUACAAACUUUAAUUUGAUUGUCAUAGCGCUGAAGAAGGCUUAAAAGCCAACACGGCGGCGCUGGACCCGCUGCUGGAGCAGGCGCUGGAGCGGUUCGUGGCGUCGCACGCGCUGCGCCUGCGUAUCCCGCCCUGGUCGGGCGGCGGCGACGGCACCUCCAUCGACAUCUCCGUGCCCGCCGACGAGGUCGAAGGACGUGGUAAGAAGAAGAAGGGAAUGAAGAAGAUGAUGAUGAUGAUGGGCAUGAUGUUGAUGGCCAAGAUGGCGGCGCUGAUGCCGCUGAUGCUGCUCAUUGCCAAGAUCAAGGCCAUCAAAGCGCUGCUAAUGGGCUCCGUGGCCCUGCUGCUCACCAAGGUGCAGCUCUUCAAGAAGCUUUUCAUGAGCAAACAGGGCGGCGGUCACGGGGGCGGCGAGGAGAAGCACAUCGUGGUGGUGCACGCUGACGGGCACGGCGGCGGCGGCGGCCACGGCGGCGGCGGCGACAGCUACGGCCCCAGCGGAGGCGGCGGCGGCGGAGGCCCGUGGGCGUCGAGCGGCGGACAC